GCAGCGGCACCGGGGACCGCCGCAGCCCGCCCGUGGGCGUCCCCGCAGCCGCUGCCCUGCGCCCGCGUCCGGCCCUAACCAUGUCUAUCUGUUGUUGCUUCUUUUUCAGGGACUAUGGCAGUUCCAAGAGGAAAUCAGGUGCCGACACCAACGCCGAGCCCAUGAUCCUGGAACAGUACGUGGUGGUGUCCAACUAUAAGAAGCAGGAGAACUCGGAGCUGAGCCUCCAGGCCGGAGAGGUGGUGGAUGUCAUCGAGAAGAACGAAAGUGGCUGGUGGUUUGUGAGCACCUCUGAGGAGCAGGGCUGGGUCCCUGCCACCUACCUGGAGGCCCAGAAUGGCACUCGGGAUGACUCAGACAUCAACACCUCCAAGGCUGGGGAAGUGUCCAAGAGACGCAAGGCCCAUCUGCGGCGCCUGGAUCGCCGGUGGACCCUGGGCGGGAUGGUCAACAGGCAGCACAGCCGAGAGGAGAAGUAUGUCACUGUGCAGCCAUACACCAGCCAGAGCAAGGACGAGAUUGACUUUGAGAAGGGUGUCACCGUGGAGGUGAUCCGGAAGAACUUGGAGGGCUGGUGGUACAUCAGAUACCUCGGCAAAGAGGGCUGGGCCCCAGCAUCCUACCUGAAGAAGGCCAAGGAUGACCUGCCGGCCCGGAAGAAGAACCUGGCAGGCCCCGUGGAGAUCAUCGGGAACAUCAUGGAGAUCAGCAACCUGCUGAACAAGAAGGCGUCUGGGGACAAGGAGGCUCCCCCGGCUGAAGGCGAGGGCCAUGAGGCCCCCAUCGCCAAGAAGGAGAUCAGCCUGCCCAUCCUCUGCAACGCUUCCAACGGCAGCGCCCUGGGUGUCCCUGAGAGGACUGUCUCCAAGCUGGCCCAGGGCUCUCCAGCUGUGGCCAGGAUUGCCCCUCAGAGGGCCCAGAUCAGCUCCCCAAACCUAAGGACAAGGCCUCCACCGCGCAGAGAAUCCAGCCUGGGGUUCCAACUGCCGAAGCCACCAGAGCCCCCUUCUGUCGAGGUGGAGUACUACACCAUUGCCGAGUUCCAGUCGUGCAUUUCUGACGGUAUCAGCUUUCGGGGUGGACAGAAGGCAGAGGUCAUCGAUAAGAACUCGGGUGGCUGGUGGUACGUGCAGAUCGGUGAGAAGGAGGGCUGGGCGCCCGCGUCUUACAUCGACAAGCGCAAGAAGCCCAACCUGAGCCGCCGCACGAGCACCCUGACCCGGCCCAAGGUGCCUCCUCCGGCGCCCCCCAGCAAGCCCAAGGAGGCGGAGGAGGGCCCCGUGGGUGCUGGUGAGAGCCAGGACUCCCCGCGGAAGCUCAAGUAUGAGGAGCCUGAGUAUGACAUCCCGGCGUUCGGCUUCGACUCGGAGCCAGAGCUGAGCGAGGAGCCGGCAGAGGACAAAGCCUCGGGGGACCGGCGGCCAGCCCAGCCCCACAGGCCCUCGCCCGCCUCCUCGCUGCAGCGGGCCCGCUUCAAGGUGGGCGAGUCUUCAGAGGACGUGGCCCUGGAAGAGGAGACAAUCUACGAGAACGAGGGCUUCCGGCCAUGUGCAGAGGACACGCUGUCAGCCAGGGGCUCCUCUGGGGACAGUGACUCCCCAGGGGGCUCCUCGCUGUCCCUCACCAGGAAAAACUCCCCCAAGUCGGGCUCGCCCAAGUCGUCAUCACUCCUGAAGCUCAAGGCAGAGAAGAACGCCCAGGCGGAACUGGGCAAGAACCACUCCUCAGCCUCCUUUUCCUCCAUCACCAUAAACACCACCUGCUCCUCCUCCUCCUCUUCCUCCUCCUCCUUGUCCAAGAACAGUGGCGACCUGAAGCCCCGCUCGGCCUCGGACGCAGGCAUCCGCGGCACUCCCAAGGUCGGGGCGAGGAAGGACGCCGACGUGAAGGCCGGGCUGGCCUGUGCCCGGGCCAAGCCAUCGGUCCGGCCCAAGCCCUUCCUGACCCGGGCCGAGUCACAGAGCCAAGAGAAGAUGGACAUCAGCACUUUACGGCGCCAGCUGAGGCCCACGGGCCAGCUCCGGGGAGGUCUCAGGGGCUCCAAGAGUGAGGACUCCGAGCUGCCCCCACAGACAGCGUCCGAGGGUCCCGAUGAGGGGCCCAGGAGAGGCUCGGCUGACCUCAUCACCCCCCGGGCUGCCACGCCCCCAUGCCCCACCAAGAAGGAAGGGGACGGGCAGGCCACCUCCUAUGUGACGUGCAGCGCCUACCAGAAGGUCCAGGACUCGGAGAUCAGCUUCCCCGCGGGUGUGGAGGUGCAGGUGCUCGAGAAGCUGGAGAGCGGGUGGUGGUACGUGCGGUUCGGGGAGCUGGAGGGCUGGGCCCCCUCCCACUAUUUGGUGCUUGGCGAGAACGAGCAGCCCGACCCCCCUGGCAAGGAGCUGGACGCAGGGACCCCCAAGAGCAAGCCGAACGAGGGCAAGUCCGACAGCCUGGAGAAGGUGGAGAGGCGCGUCCAAGCCCUGAACACAGUCAACCAGAGCAAGCGGGCCACGCCGCCCAUCCCCUCCAAGCCGCCCGGGGGCUUCGGCAAGACGGCAGGCGCCGCCGCAGUGAAGAUGAGGAAUGGCGUGCGGCAGGUGGCCGUCAGGCCCCAGUCGGUGUUUGUGUCCCCGCCACCCAAGGAUAACAACCUGUCCUGCGCCCUGCGGAGGAACGAGUCGCUCACGGCCACCGACGGCCUCCGUGGCGUCCGCCGGAACUCCUCCUUCAGCACUGCUCGCUCCGCAGCCGCCGAGGCCAAGGGCCGCCUGGCCGAACGGGCUGCCAGCCAGGGCUCGGACUCUCCCCUGCUGCCCACCCAGCGUAACGGCAUCCCGGUGUCCCCCGUGCGCCCCAAGCCCAUCGAGAAGUCCCAGUUCAUCCACAAUAACCUCAAAGAUAUGUACGUCUCCAUCGCGGACUACGAGGGUGACGAGGAGACGGCGGGCUUCCAGGAGGGGGUGUCCAUGGAAGUUCUGGAGAGGAACCCCAAUGGCUGGUGGUACUGUCAGAUCCUGGAUGGGGUGAAGCCCUUCAAAGGCUGGGUGCCCUCCAACUACCUUGAGAAGAAGAACUGACGGGGGAGCAUAGCGUCCUUCCAGCCUCGGUGUGCCACCGUAGCUGCCACUGGUUGAGUGGUGAGAUGAAGACAGAGGGAAAGGAAAGACGGGAGGGGUCAGGGGUGGAUAACACAGAUCCCUGCAGAAUGUGUGACCUCAGAGAUGCCUCCUCCAGGCUGUCCCACAGCUGGGAGGUGGGGAUGGUGAGGACCCACAUUGAGUAGGGAACGGAAUGGGCCAGGGAGUCCCGGGUCUGGGACCCAGAGCUGAGAAAGCUGCGACCCACGGGUGCACCUUGGUGACUUUGCUGAUGGGCUGCGUGGGAAUCCCCAAUUGUGCCUUUGCUGCAUAUCCGGAAAAGACGUCAUAGGGGGCCUCCAGCACUCUGUCCCUGCGUGGCACAGUUUUGGUUGCUGGCAUCUUGCCACCGGAGAUAGCCCUUGUAUCAUCCUAAUCUGUAUUUGUGAAUUGUGCUGGUUUUCCCGGGACUGCUACUGCCCGCCACAGGUGGGUGCCUUGCUUGGAGGUGUCUCAUGGGAGCUCAAGCCUGUUCCUGGGCCAGGCCAUUGUCAAUGUCUGUUAGUAGAAGAAAAAGCAGUUCCCUGUUGCCAGCAAGGACCACCCUUCAUAGCUGUCACUGUCCUGGCCUUGAGAAGACAGCCCCCUUCCUCAAGGCACCCGGCAGAGGACACAGUCAGUACUAGAGUUUAUAGAGGGCGCGUGAAGCCGUCAGUCUCCUCAUAAUCUGCACAGACUCUUGUGGAUAUUUCCGGGUGGGCGUUUCCUUUGCAUGU
Molecule: messenger RNA, 3835 nt
Organism: Propithecus coquereli (Coquerel's sifaka)
Lineage: Eukaryota; Metazoa; Chordata; Mammalia; Primates; Indriidae
Gene: SH3PXD2A
Product: SH3 and PX domains 2A
Exons: 9
Coding region: 81-3059 (992 amino acids)
Biological process (GO): superoxide anion generation
Molecular function (GO): protein binding; superoxide-generating NADPH oxidase activator activity
Source: RefSeq, a predicted model, not a curated record